Molecule: messenger RNA, 1832 nt
Organism: Aspergillus nidulans FGSC A4
Lineage: Eukaryota; Fungi; Ascomycota; Eurotiomycetes; Eurotiales; Aspergillaceae
Gene: hexA
Product: woronin body protein hexA
Exons: 3
Coding region: 992-1525 (177 amino acids)
Biological process (GO): translational elongation
Cellular component (GO): cell septum
Molecular function (GO): RNA binding; translation elongation factor activity; ribosome binding
Source: RefSeq, a predicted model, not a curated record
CUCUCUUCUCUUCUUCUUCCCAUCUUCAUCUUCCAUUCCAUCAAUCUUACAUUCCCAGCUUUAAGCUUAUCCUCACAUUCCUACCCCAGGAAUUCUCCGCAUCUUCAGUCAGGCAUAGAUCUCUCGCUAGAUCUAUCUUGCACUACCUUUUCUCUACGAGAAAGACUUCCCCGUGAAAAGUCUUUUCUUGUCUCAUCUUCCGAGUUGUUAUUUUUAACAGUUCGGGAGAGAUUCGAGAAAAGACGCUCAAAGGACAGCCAACCUGGACUUUGACGCCCGCGUCCCCAUCCCCUUCAGUGUCUUCCCGUCGUCGUACCGGAGUGACGCUGUUCCUGAGACUACUCUUGCCACCGAGAGAGUAGAGGGAGAAGUCAACCUCGUUAGCACUUCGCACGUCGAACGGGAAGAUACUCGAACCUCUGCCCCUCUCCCCGACCCAAAAGUCUACGGAAAGGAAGAAGUCGAUCUUCACGUCGAACGUCGUUCUGACCGCCGAGGUGACAACUGGACCGUUGUCGACGAACGUGUGCAGGAAAACCGCUAUCCCCAGGUAGAACUCGCUCGUGAACGCUACCGCGAACAAUCCGCUCCUGCUCCUGCUUCUGCAUCCCUCUACCAGGACUACUACCAAGAGAAGCAACAAACCUACGAUAAGACUCUUGAGAGCCAGCUCGACAGAACUGAGCACGAGUACCGCCGUCGUUACCAGCCAACCUACGACGUUCACUCCUCCUACAGCCGCUCCCAAGCUCCUGUAGAGUCACUCGAAGGUCCUCGCCAGCACACCUCUGACGUCUCUAGCCGCUCUUCUGGGCCUAACGUCGUCAGUUACGAUCGCGAAUACAAGGCUUCAACCCUCGACAUUCCUAGCGGGAACUCUUACACCAACCGUCAGGUCAGUGUAGAGAGUGUCAAGGACCCGGCUCCUACUAGCAACAAGGUCAAGGUUUUCAAGACCACUACAGUAGUAGAUCACCCCAAGGCUCGCAAGAUGGGUUACUACGACGACGACGUUCGUUACCGUGACGGCGUCAAGGAGAAUGUUCGCAUCGUCGAGCCCCGCGGCGCUGCUGCUACUACCUCCGAGACGGUUCCGAUCCCUACCCACUUUAUCCGCGUCGGCGACAUUCUUGUCCUCCAAGGCCGUCCUUGCCAGGUCAUCCGCAUCUCCAGCUCCCCCAUGACUGACCAGCGCCGCUACACUGGUGUUGACCUCUUCACUCGCGAGCUCCACGAGGAGUCUAGCUUCGUCUCCAACCCUAAGCCCUCGGUGGUGGUCCAGACCAUGCUCGGCCCGGUCUACAAGACAUACCGCAUCCUUGACAUUCAGGAGGGUACCAUUGUCGCUCUCACUGAGUCUGGCGACGUCAAGAGCGGUAUCCCCGUGAUUCCUCAGGGCAACCUUUACCAGCGCAUCAAGGACGCCUUCCUCGAGGGCCGUGGCUCCGUCCGCGCUCUGGUUAUUAACGACGGUGGCCGUGAGCUCGUUGUUGACUACAAGAUCAUCCACUCUUCCCGUCUAUAAGCUGUCUACAGGGGUUCUCUAAAACGACCUAGUCUGCUUGAAUGAUGGGACGGCAUCAGCAAUGAAGUCACCCGCAUUUGUUUGUUUGGUUGAUUUUCUUUUGUUCUCACGAGUACGAUCAUUGAUGACUUGAAGGACCUAAAGCAAGCUGUGUAUCUGUUGGAAAUUUAUAUUAUGCAUGAUGGAAUGCCCUGUUUGGAAAAACGUUGGAACUUUAUACUUGUAUCAUGGGCUUCUUCUUGUAUGUAGCAAACGUAAUGAAGUGUAGAUUGUUUUUCUACUUGAACUAUACUCAUUUUACUUUUUU